CCCACUUCUAUUCAAAAGGAUGCACAAACUGCAUUUUUUUCGCAGACGAUCUACUUACAGUGUGAGCGUAUAGCAUUGCAAACACAUGUGUAUUGAUGUAUACACUUGAAUCGAGACUCAGUACUUUUGAUCAACGUUACUCCUCUUUUGACACAUAUUUGUAAUCAACGUGAACUUGGUAUAGAACUGCAUGCAGUUAGGACGCACUGUCUCGUUACGUAGACUCAGGGUGUUGGUACAAUCUACUACAUCACUGCACAUAGUUUGUGCUUGCAUGAACGACUGUUGGCUUUAAGUACACAUUAGCUGAUCACACUUCUAAGUUAUAUUGGACAUCAAUUGGAUAUAGGCGUAGAAUGCACUUGCGUUUGUAAUUAGCCAGAAAUCCGAUAUUUGUACAAAUGGCUGAGAAGACUGAGAAAGAAAAAGUUCCAAGCUUUUCACAGGACCUGACGUGUCCACUGUGUCUUAGUAUCUUCGACGAGGCAACCAUCCUGACUUCAUGUGGACACACCUUCUGUCGGAAAUGUCUCAGGAACUAUGACCUGUCCCAUCAGAAUCUUAAUCACAUGAUCUGUCCUCUCUGCAGGGAGACCACAAAGUUAUCUGCGAACCGUGUUGAUGAUUUCCUCACCAAUGUGACGGUCAACGGACUUGUAGACAAUUACCACGUCAUGUUUGGAGGGGUUAACGCUGUCCUUGAGAUGCGUUCAAAAUGCACUGCUUGCAAGCUUCAGAAAGAUGCCGUCUCAUUCUGCUGUACAUGUAAUAACUACAUUUGUGAUAAGUGUCUAGAGUGUCAUCAAAAUCUUAAAGUCUUUGAAGGACACGAGAUUGUAUCCAUAGAGGACAUCAUCAACGGGAAGGUCAGCAUUGGCCAUCUAUCGGAAAAGUGCUGCAUCCACAAACAAGAGAACAAAGAGAUGUUUUGUGAGGAUUGUAAGGUCCAUGUCUGUUUCAAGUGCGUGAUCGUCGGUCAUCAAAAUCACCACAUCGAGAAUCAGGCUGACUUCGAGCAGAAGUUACGUCUUAAAGUGAAUGACCUUGUCCGGCGAUGUGCCGCUAAGAAAUCAGAACUGGAGGAGAACAUUCAGAAUGUAGAAGAACAACGCCAUGAUGUAUACACUGCCGUGCAGAAACUACUGGACGAUGUCAGUCAAGCAUACAGCAUCAAGGCCAAAGAGCUUGAAGAAAAUCAUCAAAAUCUCAUCGAGCACAUCAAUGCAGUAAAGCGGAGUUUCGAGGACGACCUCAACGACUUGAAAUCAAAGGAUCGACAGAGGAUCAAGAGUAUUUGUAGUUCGAUAUCACUGGUAGCUAAUGACAGACUGGGUCGUCUUGAGACAGACAGUCUGUCUGCUCAUACCUUGCUCUGUGAGGAGUUGGAUGCCAUGCUGAAGGAGGUUACUGAUCACACUUCUGCGGCAGCAAUUACGAGGAAAGCACAGGAGAAGAGGUUCAAGCCUGCAGAUGACACUCGUCUUGAUCUUGGGAGCAUCUUAGGAACAGAUCCCAAGUUGCAAGUCAUUCAGUGUGUAGACCUACGAGGAAUGAUGUAUGGAAUGACCCAGUACUCUGAUGACAGUGCAGCUAUUGGAUAUUGGAAUGCACAUGGAAUAGACAUCAUUGAUUCAGCUGGUAAAAAGCACCAAUAUGCAAACAUAUCAAGUAGCGCGAAGUGUUAUGAUCUCGUGUUUCAGCAAGACAGGUCAUUAUGUAUAUCGACGGGUACCGCAGGAGCACACGUAUAUUCACCCAAUGGAUCCCGGAAAUCAACCAUCCACGUGAAAAGCAAUUCCUAUUAUCUCAGACUAAACAAAAGUCCAUCAGAUGACAUCCUCAUUGCUCGCAAUGAGCAGAAAGUCUACAUCUAUGACCCGACUGGAUCCACUCUCAAACACACUGUUCCAACAAAGCACAACAAGACGGGCCAGGUAUCUGCUACCAGGUCGGGUCUGAUCGUCACGAGCUCAUGUUAUUAUACCAACCCAAGCGUGGUGACGGUCUAUGACAGGGAUGGGAAUGCUGGUAAGUCUCUACAAGCUCCAAACGAUGUCUACUUGUAUGCUGCCGUGGAUGAGCAGGACAGGGUGUAUGUGGCGAGUGUUGAUCUUGGGAAUGAUAACGUGGUGAUCAGGCUCUAUGACCUUGAUGGUUUGAACCUGAAGGAGAGAGUUGAGUUCAAUGCACUUAAUCUGACACUUGGAUAUAGUUGGUGUUACUUGGUUUCCCCCUCUCCAGACAUGCUCGCCUUUGCUUGUCACAAUAAGUUGUAUUUUAUCAAAGUAUCACUGUAAUCCAUCUCACAUUCUAUAUUAUCAUUAUUUGAAGUGUGUAUACCUCUCUGCUCCAUAUUCUAAUGUUUAUUGUGUGAUAAUUAGUUAACCGAAUGGGAAGAUGGUCAUUCUCUCCAUAGACUUUAAUUACCUGUAUACAGUUGUCAUUAUCCAAUAAGAUGAACAUUCCCUCUAUCGAAAUAGUAUGUAACAAAUAGGUAAAUUAUGCAUAUAUUUUUUUAACAAAAGAUCGGUACUGCAAAAUCAAAGAAUAACAACAAAUGCAGGCAUUCUAAUAAAUUUGAAUUUAAGAGGUACCUACCUCUUGAGACGCAAUAAAUAGAUGCAAGUGAUAUGGUAAUAAACAUGUGUAUGUAUAACUUGAAAAU
This is a messenger RNA of Strongylocentrotus purpuratus (purple sea urchin), 2665 nucleotides long. RefSeq names its product E3 ubiquitin-protein ligase TRIM71-like. The record is from RefSeq and is a predicted model, not a curated record. The coding region runs from base 402 to 2297 and encodes 631 amino acids. The transcript is spliced from 2 exons. Gene Ontology annotation, biological process: positive regulation of DNA-templated transcription. NCBI's taxonomy places the organism in Eukaryota, Metazoa, Echinodermata, Echinoidea, Camarodonta, Strongylocentrotidae. Gene Ontology annotation, molecular function: zinc ion binding; ubiquitin-protein transferase activity. Gene Ontology annotation, cellular component: chromatin; nucleoplasm.